CCACUGAAGCCAAGGCACGUGAAACUGCUGUCCACUAAAAUGGGCCUGAAAGUCACGUGGGAACCACCCAAAGACGCUACCAGUAGACCCGUGGAGCAUUACAACAUUGCCUAUGGGAAGUCACUGAAAAGUCUUAAGUACAUCAAGGUGACUGCGGAGACACACUCCUUCCUUAUUGAGGAUGUGGAGCCGGGGGUAGUGCACUUUGUGCUGGUUACGGCAGAAAACCACAGUGGAGUGAGCCGUCCGGUUUACAGAGCUGAAAGCCCACCUGGAGGUGAAUGGAUCAAGAUUGAUGGUUUUCCCAUUAAGGGUCCAGGACCAUUUAAUGAGACCGGCACAGAAAAGGAAGUGCCCAACAAGCCCUUGCGUGUGCGUGUCCGGUCCUCAGACGACAGGCUGUCCGUUGCAUGGAAGGCACCACGCCUGUCUGGAGCCAAGAGUCCACGAAGAUCACGGGGUUUUCUUCUGGGCUACGGGGAAAGUGGCCGGAAGAUGAAUUAUGUCCCACUGACAAGAGACGAGCGGACACAUGAAAUUAAAAAGCUAGCCUCGGAGUCGGUGUAUGUGAUCUCUCUGCAGUCCAUCAACUCCCAGGGGCAGAGUCGGCCGGUCUACAGGGCUGCUCUCACAAAACGCAAGAUUCCAGAAGAGGAUGAACUGGAUGUACCAAAAGACAUCAGUGUCCGGGUGAUGUCGUCCCAAUCUGUGCUUGUAGCUUGGGUAGAUCCAGUUUUGGAAAAACAGAAGAAAGUUGUUGCAUCAAGACAGUACACCGUGCGCUACCGAGAAAAAGGGGAAUCAGCCAGAUGGGAUUACAAACAAAUCGCUAACAGGCGUGUGCUGGUUGAAAACCUGAUUCCAGACACUGUGUAUGAAUUUGCAGUCCGUAUUUCACAAGGUGAAAGAGAUGGCAAGUGGAGCACAUCAGUCUUCCAAAGAACACCAGAAUCUGCUCCCACCACAGCUCCUGAAAACUUGAAUGUCUGGCCAGUCAGUGGCAAACCUACAGUUGUUACUGUGUCCUGGGACCCACUGCCAGAGACGGAGGGGAAAGUGAAAGAAUACAUUCUUUCAUACGCCCCGGCUCUCAAACCAUUUGGAGCAAAGUCCCUCACCUACUCUGGACACACUGCUUCUGCCCUGGUGGAUGGUCUGCAGCCUGGGGAACGCUAUGUGUUCAAAAUCCGGGCGGCAAACAGGAGAGGCCCAGGGCCGCACUCCAAAGCCUUCAUUGUCACUAUACCAAGCAGUGCCAGUGAGGCCAGUGUCCAGCAGAAUAUUCGGGAGAACAGGAAAGCGGAGAAGCCCGAGCCUUCCACAGAACGUACGCCUUUGCCUGCUUCUCCCUCAGGCAAAGACGUCAAGGACACUGUCCUUGAUUUGAAGAACAAAAUACUGGCCAAUGGUGGGAAACUCCAGCUUCGCCCUAAGAAGACGGAGGGGUUGAAUCUUCAGUCCACAGAGGUCACUGAUGAGGAGCUGGAUUCCCUUGAGAACCCAGACAUGUCCCCUGUGGAGACCCAAGACCAGAGGCGAACCCUGAGGCCACCAAGUAGAUCUAGCCACUGGUCUCCCACUCUUGGCAGAGCUCCAGUAAGGGCCCGACUACCAGUGCUGCCCCGAAAGGAAAGCAUAGAUAAGCGUGGCCCCUCAGUAGUUGUUCACCCUCAGCCAGAGGCUGCCCCUUCCCUGGAGGCCUCUUCUGGCCGCCACCAGGCCACCCAGGACCCCUCUCCUCGCCCUGCAAAGGGACCUUCUGCCAGCUCUACUGACAAUGACUCGCUGGAGCAGGACAAAGAUGAGCAAACUGCAGGCUUCCUCCACUCCAAAGCUACCUCCUCCCAACAGCUGCCUCCCAAGAACCCGGCCCAGUCCCGCCCUGCCCUGUCCCCCAGCCGCCAGGCGGCCUCCAGCAUCCUGCGGGACAGAAGCCCUACGCAUCAUGGUGCAAAACCACCUGCGCAGAGGACAUCAGCUUCUGGGGUGGCAGAGGAAGAUUCUAGCCCUCCAGCCACACCCUCGAGACUUCUUCCACCACAUCGAGGGUCCUCUCGGCUACCACCCACCCAACCACACGCAGGUCCCCCACUUUCCAGGGGCUGGAAGGACAGUCACAAUGCCCCCACCGCCAACUCUCAUGCGCCCUCUCCAUCUACUAUGUCUUCCAGGGCAGAGGUUCCUGAGGGCAGGGACGCUUCUGAUGGCGAGGGCGAUAGUGACGGGGAUGCAGAAGACAGCGGGAGACAGGCUGAGACCAUGGACCUGACCCUGAGGGCCGGGCCUGCCUCUGGACACUUCAUUUUGCUCCGGAAUAAGCUCUUAGCUGCCAAUGGCAGGACUCCGGCCAGAUUCGGUGGUGGCCGGAGUCUAAGGCUGCAGCCCUCCAGCUCCCUGCAGCCCAUCAGGGUCCAUUCCCAGUCAGCUUCCGACCAGAAGCUGGCCUCAGGUAUCCAUGGAGAAGGGGAGGAGGAGCAGCCCCUGCCUGCCACCGUGAUCCAUGACCACAUGCCUUCCACCUCCAGGCAGCCCACCUCUCGGGGCUGGGAUCCCCUAAGGAGAGGUCCCCAGAGAGGAGCGAACCUGUACAGGAAGGAGUCCAUCCCAGAGAACCCCAAAUCUCCUGCGGCAGACACUCAUCCUCAGGGCAAAUUCUCUUCUCUGUCCCCCAAGGUUCAGGACAUUCAACAGAGCACGGAGGUGGUUGUUGAUGUGGAAGGUCAUUCUCCCCAAACGCAGCCAGUGUCCACUGGCCACCAGCUAUCUCCUGCUCGUCCUCCACCAGCAAAGUCACAGCCCUACCCUGGGUCUAAUAUUCCCAGAAGGAUGGUCCCUGGCCGGGCCCCAGAAAAGCUGUCCCCUCCACCUGUCCCCACAUCCCAGCACGAGGUCUCCCAGAGCAAGGACGCGGACAGGUCACUUUCCCAGCCUAAGCUGUCGCUGGCUCACGCUGGACGUCCCAGCCCCACGUCGCAGGGCCGCGCCCACUCCUUUUCAGACCCGUACAGGGCGAGCUCGCGUGGAGUGAUCCGCACUGCCCCCGGGAGCCAAGACAAGGAUUCCCAGAGCAGUUAUGAUGACAACAGCACAGAAGUUGAGGCCCCUGGUGGUCAGGGGCCCGCGGAUGCCACCCGUGACAAGGAUGCCAUCCCGUCCCUUUUCAAGCACCGUCAGGUGGCAUCCCGCGCAGGGAAUGGUGAUGACAGUCUCCAGCGUGGCUAUGAAGGCUCCUCCCCAAGACCCAGCCAACCUGGCAGUCCCCACCCUCGGGCCCGGGUCCCUGGCAGAGCCGGAGCCCAGGCCACACCAGGGAAGAAGGCCUCGCCUUUUAAGCGUCCACUGCCGUCCAAAUCUCAGCAGUCAGUCUCCGCCGAGGACGAGGACGAGGACGAGGGAUUUUUAAAAGGAGGAAAGGAGGACCCUCUGUCUUCCUCUGUUCCAAAGUGGCCUUCUUCCUCCACCCCCAGGGACAGCAAAUAUGGUGAUGGGGGCCUUGCCAAGGACAAGACUGCCAUUGUCCUGGCUCCCAGGGGAAGGAACUCCGAGCGCGAAGAGAGCAUCACUCCUGGAAAGCGACCUCCUCCCCCAUCUCCAGGCAGCCCCCCAAGAGCCUCACAUCUCCCUACCCGACACCCCCCUCGCAGUCCUGCCACCGCAAGCGCCAUCGUGAGCACCGGGUUCUGGCCGACCACCCGCGCCCCUCCCAGCUUCUCCUCCACCACGCCUAUGCUGUCCUUGCGCCAGCGCAUGCAACGCAGGUUCCGGACGCCUGUCUCCCGCCAGCCCGCCAGACUCCCUCACAUACAAGGUUAUAAUGGCAGACCAAAUGUGGAAGGGAAUGUCUCUCCUGGUAGUGAUGGGAAACCCAGUGGACAAAGGAUUAUCAAUGGCCCUCAAGGAAUCAAGUGGGUGGUGGACCUUGACCGCGGGUUAGUGUUGAAUGCAGAAGGGAGGUACCUCCAAGAUUCACAUGGAAACCCUCUUCGGGUGAAACUAGGGGGAGAUGGUCGCACCAUUGUGGAUCUGGGAGGCACCCCUGUCGUGAGUCCUGACGGCCUCCCCCUCUUUGGGCAGGGGCGACAUGGCAAACCCUUGGCCAGUGCCCAGGAUAAACCCAUCUUGAGUCUUGGAGGGAAGCCCCUGGUGGGCUUGGAGGUCAUCAAAACGACCACCCCUCCACCCACCACAACCAUGAGGCCUACCCAGACUACCACCAUGACCACGACCACUGUGGCUACCACUACAACCCCGAGACCCACAACAGCUGCCACCCGCCGCACGACCACUACACGCCGCACGACCACCACACGCCGCACCACCACUACCACUCGCCCAGCCACCACAAUCCGAACCACCACUCGGAAAACCACUACCACCACCACCCCUGAACCCACCACCCCCACCCCCACCUGUCCCCCUGGGACCCUGGGACAGCAUGAUGACCGUGGCAAUCUGAUAAUGGGCUCCAAUGGAAUCCCAGAGUGCUACCCAGAGGAAG
Messenger RNA from Castor canadensis (American beaver), 4498 nucleotides. The record is from RefSeq and is a predicted model, not a curated record. NCBI's taxonomy places the organism in Eukaryota, Metazoa, Chordata, Mammalia, Rodentia, Castoridae.